Messenger RNA from Penicillium expansum, 447 nucleotides. RefSeq names its product putative arsenate reductase (Arc2). Bases 1 to 447 code for a protein of 148 amino acids. The transcript has 3 exons. The record is from RefSeq and is a predicted model, not a curated record. Gene Ontology annotation, cellular component: nucleus; cytoplasm. NCBI's taxonomy places the organism in Eukaryota, Fungi, Ascomycota, Eurotiomycetes, Eurotiales, Aspergillaceae. Gene Ontology annotation, molecular function: protein tyrosine phosphatase activity.
AUGUCUGCCGAGCUUCCAUGGCAUGCUGCAUAUCCCGCACCAAGGGGUGUGGCAACCUCCAUAUCGCGAGAAGAGCUUUUGCAAUGGAUUCGAGAGGGUAAACAAGCAGGCAAAGACUUUCUACUUGUUGACUUGCGUCGUACAGACUAUGAGGGAGGAACGAUUCAAGGGUCAUUGAACUUGCCAGCUCAAAGUUUAUACCCCACGAUCCCAACAUUGUAUUCUCUUGUAUCAAACAGCAGCGUGAAAUAUGUGAUUUGGUACUGUGGAUCAUCUGCUGGUCGAGGUACUCGCGCAUCAGGGUGGUUUGCGGAUUACCUCGAAGACCAACACGACACAGAGGUUAAGAGCUUGGUUCUCUCGGGGGGCAUCAAAGGAUGGGUUGUGGCCGGUUCCGAGUAUACAUCCUUGAUGGAUGGGUAUGAUGCAUCUGUCUGGGCAAAGUAA